AUUUUACUAACCGUCCUCAAGCUCAAUCCAAACUGGCUUAAAAAAAGGAUCGAAAGCGGUGGCUGUGAUGCUCUUCCGGUGUCCGCGUCUUCCUCCGCGCAAUCCAUAUCGUCCAUCGACCAGACAAGGACGAGCCAAAGAGCAACCACUGCCCGGCAUCCGGCGCACCGCUUCGACAGACCCACCGCGGUACCACCGACCUUCCACCGCUCCCGUCCGCCUCACCGCCAUACUACUUCUGAUCGACCAUUCAUUACUCUUCCAUAUCCAGUGAAUUGGGCAUCGCCUAUCACCAUCAGACUUAGCACAACUUUCUCAAUUAGUCAGUCUCCCUUAUGCGUACAGCUUCUUUAGUGAACUAUAGUGGAUUUCGGUUUCUUCAAAGCUGCAUCAACGGUCUUCUUCAACUUCCCCGUACUUCCUCUACACCGUUCUCUCUGCAGUCCAGCUUUCGCAUAUUAACUAUAAUGGAUUCACACAAAAACCCAACCUCUUCUUUUUCUGGGUUUGCACCUUCAAAGCACAGCCACGGUAGAGGGAGAGGAUUUAAUGCAAGGGGUAACAGUGAAAGGUCGAGCAGUCUUGGUGGUGGCUAUGGAAAAGAUAAAGUUGAUGCUCUUGGUCGGUUACUAGUUCGAAUUCUUCGUCACAUGGCUUCAGAGCUAAAUUUGAAUAUGAGGAGCGAUGGGUUUGUCAAGGUCCAAGAUCUAUUGAAACUACAUCUAAAAACAUUUGCCAAUAUUCCAUUGAGGUUGCACACAGUUGAUGAUAUCAAAGAGGCAGUCAGAAAAGAUAACAAACAAAGGUUAAGCUUGUUAGAAGAAAGUGGAGAGCUUUGGGUUCGUGCAAACCAAGGGCACUCAAUAGAGACGGUUGAAACAGAAAGCUUGUUGAAACCGAUCAUUUCAGCUGAAGAAGUGCCGGUUUGUGUGCAUGGGACAUACAAGAAGGAUUUGCAAUCGAUUUUAGAGCAAGGUCUCAAACGCAUGAGAAGAUUGCAUGUACACUUCUCAUGUGGCUUACCAACCGAUGGUGGUGUAAUUAGUGGAAUGAGGCGAGAUGUCAAUAUGCUCAUCUUUCUGGAUGUCAAAAAAGCAUUGGAAGAAGGAAUGAAGCUUUACAUCUCUGAAAACAAAGUCAUCUUGACUGAAGGUUUUGAUGGAGUAGUGCAGCCUCUUUAUAGGACCUUGCAUAAUAAACCAAAACCUUACAUCCCGCUUUUCCUAAAGUCAAGGCAAUGGCUUUGCCAUUUCCUCUAGACUCUAGAGGCUCCAGUGACAACAACUACGGGGAGAUUCUACCUUUGGAAUCACUUCAGCAGCUUGUUCUACAUCAUAACGGGGAAACGAGCUUUUGGAUCCGCAUUUUGAUGUAUACCCAGAUCCACAUUGGAGCUUUAGCAGUGAGCAAGGUUGUCGCAACGUAGAGAAUUUCUGGUGGCCGUGGAGCGAAGAUUUCUUGGAAACUCCUGCAACGAAUGUAGACCUACUCCUUUAAAGCAAAGAAAUGUAGCUUGUAAAGCAUGCAGAUUUGUUGAUUUGAACAAAAAAGUUUUGAGAGAAGAAUAAGCAAUACAAGGAAGAAUUGAAAUCUAAAAGAGAAAACGCUUGAUGUGGCUGUUUUGGUUACGGUUGGGAGAAAGGAAGAAAGCAGCGAUUAGAAAAUCUCUUCAAAUCUCUUGAAGGAAAUCACUAUGAAUGGUUAUCCAAAUCCAUGAUUUCAUAAUUAUUUUCAAUACAUCUGAACUUUUGUUCUUUUUUAAAAUUCUGAAACAUCUAAACUUUAGUAUUAAAUAAUUUGUUAUUGAGUUUUAAAAAUUCUAAUUGAAUACACUUAGAUUUUUAUGAACUUUUAAAAAUCAAUAUUCAAUUACAGUAAUUAUUAGAUUGAGUCAAUAAAUGUAAACGAAAGUGAAUUUUAAUUUAUUGACGAAAUUGGGUUGCGAUUAGUCUAAGGAAAACAUUAAACGUUCUAUCUCUAAAAAAGAUAAAAAAGAAAGCAACAAAGGAAAAAAUGAAUAAAAAAACAUAAUAGUUCCCCCUUCUUGUUGCCAGGAAAAGCACAUUUGUAGUUUUGGUGCCCUGUGUUUUUAAAAAAAAUGAUUUAUUGCUUUAGCUUCUGUUUUUUUCUUUAAUGUUGCUUGUUAAUUUUGUAUUUCUAAGAAAGUAUGCCUCUUCCGGAGAGUUUUGGUUUUAUGUCCCCUCUCUUCUUGUACUUUCCUUAUUAAUAAAAUUUGGCUAGUGUUCUCC
Messenger RNA from Cuscuta epithymum, 2249 nucleotides. The record is from the annotation of a GenBank genome assembly. Lineage: Eukaryota; Viridiplantae; Streptophyta; Magnoliopsida; Solanales; Convolvulaceae.